GGCCAAUCCGCGUGGCGUAUUUUAUGUUUGCAAGCGAGGCCAGUUCCAACUUGACCAUGCCAACGCAAGUCCCGCUGCUUGACGGAUCGCUCUACUACGUAGCGUACGACGCGCCCAUGCCCAAGGCGCCCGACGUCCUCUACCUCAACGCCGACUACCGCUAUAUCGCGUACUUUGAAGACUUUGGCCCGUUCCACUUGGGCACGACGAUGCAGUUUUGCGACGACCUCUCCGCGCUCGUCGCCCAAGCCAAGCGCGAGCACAAGGUCGUCCACGCGUGCACGCGCCAUGGCCUCGAAGAGCAAGCCAACAUGAUGUGCCUCCUGGGCUGCUAUGCUGUGCUGUGCGCUGGCAUGACGCCCGCCGACGCACUGCGCCCAUUCCACGACACGCAAGUAGCCUACUUUCACGACGCCACGGACGACGAGUGCUCGUUCGAGCUCUCCGUCUUGGAUGUGGUCGAAGGAUUUGCGAACGCGCUUGCGCGCAAGUACGUUGUUCGCGAUCGAUUUAGUGUGGCCGACUAUGUCCACUACGAGAGCGUCGAGCACGGCAACUUGAAUUGGAUCACGCCGCGUCUACUGGCGUUUGCAGGUCCGUCGGCGACGACGCACCCGCCGUCUUUUUUUGUCCCAUAUUUUCAACGCCACAACAUCACGCUCGUCGUGGGCUUGAACGAGCCGCUGUACGACGCCACGGCCUUUACCGAAAGGGGCAUUGAGCACGUUGACUUGAGCUUUCCGGACGGCACCACUCCCUCCGAGGUCCUCUUGCGCACCUUCUUUGAUGCGUGCAACGCGACACCAGGGGUAUUUCUUAAUGGAAUGCGCGUCAUACGGUCAGGCAUAGGCGGUCGCAGUGCACUGCAAGGCGGGACUCGGUCGCACGGGCACGUGCAUUGCUGCCUACCUCAUGCAGCACGACGGGUUCUCGGCGAAACAAGCCAUUGGCUGGCUACGACUCUGUCGCCCGGGUAGCGUCAUUGGCCCGCAACAAGACUUUCUCGUCGCCAACGAAGCGACCAAGUGGGUGUCGAUGCCGCUAAGUGUUGCCGAGCCACGUGCCAAGCUGCCAACCGCUGCUUGGAACCAAGGCGCCCAGCUCUUACUGCAGCGCAAGCGCAAGCGUUGUCCAACGCGAGAGACAAAUGCGAGCAGCGUGCGACUCAAAGCUUAGCUCUCUUCGUGUCUCAGAGUCGGCAACCAUGCGCGCGCCGGUUCGUUUGGAUUGUUUACAUAGUUUCAUCAAGUGUAUCUUCACGUCGCCAGAAGGCGCUACGGCGAUUCCGAUCUAUUGCAAAGCACUCGCUCAUCAUGAAAUGCAGCACAAUAAGAUCUGCCGUUCGUA
Molecule: messenger RNA, 1347 nt
Organism: Saprolegnia diclina VS20
Lineage: Eukaryota; Oomycota; Saprolegniomycetes; Saprolegniales; Saprolegniaceae
Exons: 5
Coding region: 24-977 (317 amino acids)
Biological process (GO): positive regulation of cytokinesis; microtubule cytoskeleton organization; regulation of exit from mitosis
Molecular function (GO): protein tyrosine/serine/threonine phosphatase activity
Source: RefSeq, a predicted model, not a curated record